Molecule: messenger RNA, 1531 nt
Organism: Caenorhabditis auriculariae
Lineage: Eukaryota; Metazoa; Nematoda; Chromadorea; Rhabditida; Rhabditidae
Source: the annotation of a GenBank genome assembly
AUGUCGCAAUCGCAAGGAAUCUUGAGCAGCGCUGUUGAGACCAUCAAGGACGCUCUUCAUGCCGCCGUUUACGAGCCGGAAAAGAUCGACGACGCUCGCGAUGAGCUUAAAGACAUGGUGGACGUUCUUGCUGAUAAGGCAAGUCCAUUUCGGAACGUUCAUCACCAUUAAAAUUGAAUUUACAGGCUAAAGACAUCCGAGAAAACGCCAGCGGAACUUGGCAAGAACUGAAAAGCCAAGCCAGCGAAACAUACGAUGAGGCAAAGGAUGCAGCUCAGGAAGGCAAAGAAGAGCUGAAGGCAACAGCUGGCAAGGCUUGGAACGAGGCCAAAGGCACGGCCCAAGACGUGAAAAAAGAUGCCGGUAAGGCAGUCGAUGAAGUCAAGGACAAGGCCGGAGACACUGUGGACGGAGUCAAGGACUCCGCUAAAGACUUGAAGGACAAGGCUUCCGAAAAGUGGGACCAAGCCAAAGACGAAGCUUCUGACAAGGCCGGAGAGGUGAAGGACAAAGCCUCCGAGAAGGCUGACGAGGUGAAGGAGAAAGCCAGCCGCGCGGGUGGUUUCAUGAUGGGCCACGACGAGGAGUCUGCAGCUGAAAAGGUACUGUCAUUUCAUCAAAUUAUGCUCAUUUCACGUUUCAGACUCGCGAGCUGAAAGACAAGGCUUCCGACAAAUGGGAGGAAGUUAAGGAAAAAGCUUCUGACAAGGUUGACGAAAUGACCUCUAAGGAUUCUCGCGACUCGGCCAAGCAAGCCGUCGACUCGGCUGCAGACAAGGUAUAGUUCUUUUUAAUCUGCAAUCGUCGCUAAGGCGAAGUAAUUUCAGGCUAAAGAUCUCCGCGACCGUGCUGAAGACAAGGUCGAUGAUGCGAAGGAAACUGCCUCGAAGAAGGUCGACGAAUACACGUCAAAGGAUUCGCGAGAAUCUGCCAAGCAGGCAGUCGACUCUGCAGCUGAUAAGGUUUUCAGACCGCGGGCACGAGAUGAGAAAGGAAAUUUUGAAUUCUAGGCUCAGGACCUGAAGAACAACGCCGAGAGCAAGUGGGAAGAUGUCAAGGACGAAGCCUCCGACAAAUGGGAAGAUGUCAAAGACAAGGCCUCGGAAAAGGCAGAGGACAUCAAAGAGAAGGCUGAGGACAAGUGGGAGGAUGUCAAAGGUUCAGCUCGUGACGCUACCUGUUCUGCUGAGCAGAAGGUUAGCUUCCUUCGGAAAAGGCUUUUAGUAAGAUAUGACACGGUAGAUUGAAUUGGAAUUCAAGUUUUUAACUUGGCAUUCUUUUGAAAUUGACUUAAAAGUUAUAUGUUUGCUUCUGAGUAUUUUAGAUGGGUUUCUAACUUAUUACGUAUCCGGUCUUUUUUCUUUUUUCGAGCGUAAAAGGUAGUAAAAUUUUUCAAAAGGAACCUGAGCAGUUUUUCGAAUUAUGUUUAAAUUUAGCCGAGUUUACAAUCUUUUUUUUUCAGCUCGAGGAGAUCAGGGAGAAAACUGGCGAGCAGAUCCUUGCGGCCUCAAAUCCAAUCGAAGGCUUCUAG